AUUUAAUCAGGUUAACUAUUUGGAACUGAUUCAAAUGUCUUCAAACCGGUAAUCUUGAAGCCAGCAAAGAAUACUACGGUAACAUAGAGAGUGUUCAAUACCCUCUCCUUCAACUCUCUUGAUCUUUCUAUGUGAUGUGUUCUCGUUUUAUGGUGGUGAAUCACUUAUAUUAUUAUAUAAGAUGGAUCACUCAUUGAAGCAAGAUGGCUGGGAGGAUAUGGAUGCGUUAAGGCGGGCGUUCACAAAAAGAGUUGUACCCCCUGCACUUGAAGAGAGACUUUUGAGUUCAGAGAAGCUACGACAGGAUCUACUAGAGUUAGCAACGCAAGAUGAAAUCUAUCUCUUUAUCCGCAGAGCCCAGAUGUCGCCCCAACUCCGCUCACAACUUCUUGUCGAAUCACCAGUUAUAUUGACAAACAAGACUACAUGGACACCUACGCCUACAACUAGCCGUGAUGGCAAGGACAAGAGUCCCCAAUCAAGUGGACGCCCUCACCUUACUGGGUUACUCGGGUCUACGGUGGCUUCUAAAGGUAGUAAAACUACCUCAACGCCAAUACAAAUCACGGACAAGCGUGAAGCGUCUAGCCUAUUAGCAAAAGACGAGCUUCCCUCAAAGAGUUCAACCUCCGCAGCCCCAGCUAAACGGGUAUUCACUGCUAAGCGGACACUUCCUCCUCAUUUGAUUUCCAAACCCAAUGUGACCCAAAAGCCGUCAGAGCCAGUCGGUAAUAAGCCAGUAAUUUCGGCCUCUCCCAUCAGUCCCGAACCAGCUAGGAUUAUUAGCGAUAUUCUACAAACCCCUACAGGAAAUCACUUGCCGUUUAGUGCUUCAAAACAAACGGAAGAUGUUAAGGAGCCCCCUGCACCAAGAGCUCAACUAAGACAAUCCCUAGCAGCACCCCAAACAAUUCUUCAACUGGGCAAUAGUUACUCACACGAUCCUGGCAUUUCCGACAAGCAAGAGAAGGAUCUCAAGAGGAAGCGAGAUGAUUCCCCUCCACCAGGAGCCUCCCGGGAUUCAUACCCUCAAAAGAGCCGCAAGGCUAAUCCUACAAAUACUCCCUCCGAAACGCUUGACGCCGCGUCAUCCAAGACCCAUUCCGAGAAUAAAUUAGCGCCUGCGAAUCGUGAACGCAGCAUAUCGAAAGGAUCCCAGAAACUACGCUCAAAGGAUGUUGUUAGACUUGGAGAAUCUACCCAUAGCCAUACUAAAGACUCGACAUACAAUCCUACUAACUCUUCUAAUAGCUUGUCAAAUGAUACUGAGAGUAGCAGGCUCGAUACAAUAAAUUCUCGUAUGCCUGGUACUGAUGUAGUCUCUAGCAUCAACCAUAAUCAUUUAGCAAGUCACCAGCGACCACCAAUUGAUGAGGACAGCAAUGAGGCAGACGAUGACAUUCCACUUAGAAAACUGAUCAGCUCGGCCAAAGCAACUAAGACUGAUUGGAAUUACCAUAUCUGGACCCUUCCAUCCGGAGAAACCCAGGUCACUUCCGGUGCAUUGUUGCCCCAGGGCUAUACCCUUCAUGAUAAUCCUGAUGCUCCGUGGAUAUGCCCGAUACGUUCGUGUCGUGUUCUGUUCUCAAAACUUGAAGGUCUCGGGUCCCACUUCAAUGUGAGUACCCUGGGUUCGGGGGUUAGCUUGAUGAAGCUCACUUCGAUUAUAGCGUGGCCACAGAGCCUCAUUCCUUAACGACAACGGGGACGGUACUCUAUCUAUCAUUAAGAAAGUGAAGGCGAUUGGUGUGGCUAUGCCUGCUGAGGUAGUGUCUCACAAACCAUUGGAUCCCAAGGAACCUCCUUUGAAGGAACCCUCUCUCAAUUCUUACUUGAAACUGUCCAAAGCUGUUACUCCAUCUUCUUCUCAAGCAGGUGAUAAUAAGGACGGGCUUGCAAAAG
Messenger RNA from Daldinia loculata, 1902 nucleotides. RefSeq lists its product as uncharacterized. Bases 182 to 1696 code for a protein of 504 amino acids. NCBI's taxonomy places the organism in Eukaryota, Fungi, Ascomycota, Sordariomycetes, Xylariales, Hypoxylaceae. The record is from RefSeq and is a predicted model, not a curated record. The transcript is spliced from 4 exons.